Molecule: messenger RNA, 3750 nt
Organism: Caretta caretta (loggerhead turtle)
Lineage: Eukaryota; Metazoa; Chordata; Testudines; Cheloniidae
Gene: SIRAL2
Product: family with sequence similarity 118 member A
Source: RefSeq, a predicted model, not a curated record
GCUCUCAAGGCUCAGCCCUGGGCGGGGUCCUGCUGUUGGCUGACCGCGCACCUGCCCCUAUCCCCCCCGGAGAGGAGACGUGCACCGGGGGCGGGGGCUGCAGGGUGUUCAGAGCCAGAGCAGGGGGCCAAUGUCCCCACGGAGGAGGAGGAGGCGGGACAGGGCGGAGCCGGACCGAGCCAUGGGCUGGCGGCCGGGCCCCCGGGCGAGGGACGGUGUUUGAGAGGACACGGGCCGGGCGGGGGAAGAAGCCGCCGCGAGGCCCCGCCCCCUCUUGCCGGCGCCCUGAGGGGUGAAGCCGAGAGGGAGGCGCGCUCGGAUAACGGCGCAGGAGCCCGGCAGGGUUCAGAGAUGGACUCGGAAGAAAUGACAACCAACAGAAGUGAACAAAAAUCAAGGAAGAUUUUAAAAAGUCUAAUAAGGAAGCAGCCUUGGGAUCUUCUUUUGGUAAUUGGAACCGGAGUGAGUGCUGCUGUAGCACCAGAAAUACCAGCACUGUGCUCAUGGAGGAGCUGUAUUGAAGCUGUCAUUGGAGCAGCUGAACAGCUGGAGGUGCUUCAUCCAGGAGACGUUGCUGAAUUCCGCAAAAAAGUGAUCAAAGACAGAGACUUGCUUGUAGUUGCACAUGAUCUCAUAAGAAAGAUGUCCCCACGCACAGGUGAUUCCAAGCCCAACUUUUUCCAGGAUUGCUUAAUGGAGGUGUUUGAUAACUUGGAACAACACAUUCAGAAUCCUGUUGUUCUACAGUCAAUCCUCAGGCUAAUGGAGAGAGGCACUAUGGUCCUUACAACAAACUAUGACAAUUUACUUGAGAUUUUUGGUCAGCAACAGGGUAAACCUAUGGAGUCUUUAGACCUGAAAGAUAAGGAUAAGGUUCUUCAGUGGGCAAGAGGUCAUAUAAAGUAUGGAGUUCUUCAUAUUCAUGGCUUGUAUACAGAUCCCUGUGGAAUGGUGUUGGAUCCUUCAGGAUAUAAAGAUGUUACUCAAGACCCCGAAGUAAUGGAGGUUCUGCAGAACUUGUAUCUGAUGAAAUCCUUCUUGUUUGUGGGCUGUGGAGAGACUCUGCGUGAUCAAAUAUUCCAGGCUCUCUUUCUGUAUACUGUAAAGAAUAAAGUAGAUUUAGAACAUUAUAUGUUGGUGCUUAAAGAAAAUGAAGACCACUUUUUUAAACUCCAGGCAGAUAUGCUUCUGCAUGGAAUAAAAGUAGUAUCCUAUGGAGAUUGCUUUGAAUCUUUCCCGGAGUAUGUCCAAGAGCUAACUGCUCAAAUCUGCAAGCAGAGGAGUCCAGAUGCUGAUCUAGUGGAUAGUACAACACUGUUGGGGACUUCAUGUGUGGACUGUGCAAAGAGAAAGUUAGGAGAAAAUGACCUGGAUCUUUCUAAGAGAGUCAAACAAGCACCUAAUGUUGAUACCUCUGCUGAUGACCUGGGCGUUGUAAAGAAGUUUGAAACCCAAGUGCAGGGCAACUGCGCAGGACCGCUGGACGGGGAAACAGAGAACUGGGCUCUCACUACUCCAGAAUUUCAGUGACUUUCUCUACCUGGCAUUGACUGUAACAGGCCUGCUUCCUGGCAACAACAACAAUUUGGAAUGGCAUUAAGAGUUUACCUUCACACACCGUAGUAGGCUGCUGCUCUUAGCAAUUUUUUUUCUCUCCCAAAGUGAACUAGUCUCAGUCAAGAGCAGGGAGUAGCUGGGGGUAGAACGUGAGCUAAAAGCUGUUAGGUUACAGUCAGAAUGUUAGCUUCUAAGGUUAAAGUAAAAGUUUGAAAAAUAUAGACAAGGAUUCAUUUCCACACCACCAGAAAAAGGCAGUGUUAAGUAUACCUAAACUAAAAGUUAGAGAAGGGUGGGGUUUAAACACUUGAAAGUGAAACUGGCACAGCCUAUAAAGAGACACUUUAAGUAGAAAGUAAGGUUGAAAUUAAUUUAUUUUUAAAGAACUGCAAACAAGUAUAGCACCUUGUGUGUCUGUUGUUAUUCAGACAACUUGUUUGCAUGUUUUAUUUCUUCCCCACCCACCCCCUUUUUCCAUCUACUUUCUUAUUCCUGGUUCCUCUUCCAAGCUGCUCUAUGCCCCUGCACCUUUCACUGAGUCGGUUAAGCUCCAUAUGCCCAGAGGGCUGUCGGCACAAAGCUACUUACAGGAUCUGAACCUUGAACUAUAAGCUCCUUGGAGCAUGCACCAUCUUCAUGUUUUAUAAAGCCCAAAUACCUGACCUAUACAACUGUACUAUGAAUAUUUCAGUUUUCACUUGUCAUCUGGUACCUUUUAGUAUCAAUUAACAUUGGGGGAAAUGAGGAUAUAAAUGAAAAUUGCCAACAGCAGCAUACAGGCUGUUCUUUAUUGACUGGGAUUCACUUCACAUUGGAAUGAAAAUAUUUCAGUUUGUUUCAAGGACAGGACAUGCUUUUGGUAUUUCAAGUAGUGAUGACAGGGAUGUUUUCACUGUUGCAUAGUUAAAGCAGUCCACUAAUUAUGUGUGGUAGAGAACUGCUACAACCCCCAGCUCAUCAAGUUUUAACCACUUCCACUGCAGCCAAAGUAAAACAUGCUUAAGACCCUUGCUGAGUCCUGUCCUUAGACUACCAAAUUUAAAUUCUAUUGUGAGAGCUUGGAUUUUUCUGAGGGGGUAUCCUGUAAAACUUGUUAGUUUCUCCCAAAAUUGUGUUGUCCUGGAGCAAACAGAUUUCUUUAAAUGAAAUUCUAAAGCGUUAAAAAAAUGAUUAAUUAGAAUCAAUCAGAUACUGAUGGCUGAUUAAGUGGCUGGAUUAGGCUGUCAUUUUUGCAUCUAUUUUCCUGAGGCUGCUGUGAGCACAGUAUAGUUUUGACACAGCAGUCAUAGGUUAAAAUUACUGCAAUAAACUUUUAUUGAACUCUGUUCUAUGGUACUUUUAUGGUCCCUAUCACCAUAGUAUCUGAGCAUCUCAUCCAUUCAGUUGGUUCCUCAGAUAUAACCUAUUUAACUUGUCUUUUAGUUUUCCCAUGAGCAACACUACAUAACUGCCUUCCCACUGCGCGCGCGCACACAUACACACACACACAAAUUUAGGAUCGAUUUGAUGUGAUGUGAAGUGUUUUUAAAUCACAAGUAAAAUUAAUUUUGCAUUUUUUAAAACAGGUAGCACUGGAGACUCUUCAAGUCUAAACACGACUGAAAAUUGCAACUUGUAAAACAGCCAUUCUUGCCUAUAGUGCCAUACAACUGCACUGUGAAAAAUGCACAUCGCAGUAGUGAUGGGAUCUCUUAUAGUUCCAUGUAUGCACAUUAAAAGCAGAGUUGCUAUGUGGCCCAUUAUGGCUGUGUGUGGGAUUUCUUCAACAUCUAUUCUACUGCCAGUAGAAUAUGCAUGUUUCAGUUAUCUUAUAAGGACAGACUUGCAACUGGCUUAGGGAAACAUAUACUUGAAAGGGAUAUACCUAGAAUGUGACGGUUGGGUGUGAUGCAUUCAGUUAAUCAAAAAGUAACUUGCUUUGAAAUCCUGUUUUGAAUAAGACUAAAUCUGGAUUCCCAAGUGGAGGAAAUAGGCCAUAAACCUAAACGUUCAUUAAAUGAUGCAUCUGGCUCUACUAAUGCUACUGUAGAAAUUAAUUUACACAUUUAUAUAAUUUUUUAAAAAUGGAAACUUGUGUAUUUACUGAGGAUUUUAGAGGCCAGGUGGAAGAUAAUAUUGUUCAUUGGACAUUAUGAGUAAGGGUAUUGCAAUCUGGCCAUAAAGUGUUGUGAUUAAUAUACCUUGUCUUCCAUC